Trichoderma gamsii is the source of this 1116-nucleotide messenger RNA. RefSeq lists its product as hypothetical. NCBI's taxonomy places the organism in Eukaryota, Fungi, Ascomycota, Sordariomycetes, Hypocreales, Hypocreaceae. The transcript has 4 exons. Gene Ontology annotation, molecular function: methyltransferase activity. The record is from RefSeq and is a predicted model, not a curated record. The coding region runs from base 1 to 1116 and encodes 371 amino acids.
AUGGGAGAUCCCGCGAGGGACAGUGAGACAGAUCGGCCGAGUGCUAGCAAGGCGCCGGCAAUAGACUCAGAGCCUACAGAGCCUACAGAAGCCAAGGUUGCAGAGCCUCGAAAACCAGUCACAGAGGAUGCUCCUAAUAUCGAGGAACAGGACCCUCCGCUCGAAGCCACGGACAGCGAAGACGUCUACGACGACGACGACGAUAUGGAAGACACGGACGAGUACUCUGCGGCGUCGGUGACCGUGAGGAGCAGCAUAUGGGAGCACGAGUUUGAGGGCGGGCGAAGGUAUCACCACUACCGACACGGCCGCUAUCCUUUACCAAACGACGAUGAAGAGCAGGAACGAGAGUAUAUGAAACACGUGCUGCACAUGGAGCAGACGGGAGGCAGGCUAUUCAAUGCGCCCAUUGCGCCGAAUCCGCAGAAAAUAUUGGACCUUUGCACAGGAACAGGGCUGUGGCCAGUGGCAGUCGCCAAAAUGUUCCCCAGCGCAGAAAUCGUCGGCCUCGAUCUCAGUCCUAUUCAGCCAUUCAUGGUCCCGCCCAACGUGCGCUUCCUAGUCGACGAUAUCGAAGACGAGUGGAUGGAUCGCGGCGGCUACGACUUUAUCAACUUGCGCCAUUCCUGCAUGUACCUGCAAGACAUGGACAAGCUGAUCAACAACUGCUAUUCUCACCUAAAAGAGGGCGGGUGGCUCGAGAUCACAGACUAUUGCACUUUUAUCAGAUGCGACGACGGCACGAUGCCUCCAGGCCAUCCGGUGGCGCAAGUCGCCCGCAUGAUGCACCAGUGUCUGUUGAACUACGGCAUGAACGGAUACACUAUCAACGAGCUGGAACAAAAGUACAAGAAUGCCGGCUUCAAAAACAUCCAAUGCCGGGUUAUCAAAACGCCAAUCGGCCCUUGGCCCAGGGAUCCCAAGCAGCGAGAAGUCGGAAUUCUCUUCCGCGACAUCAUCCACGAGCUCAUCCGCGCUCUCGCCGCCAAACCCCUGAAAACUCUAGACUGGAGCGAAACCGAGAUGGAAGUGUUUCUCGCCGGAGCACGAAGGGCCCUCUGGGAUAAAAAGGUACAUUGUUAUACCAACUUUAUAUCCUGGUGGGCUCAGAAGUGA